This is a messenger RNA of Hypanus sabinus (Atlantic stingray), 9140 nucleotides long. It is a transcript of the gene ccdc88c, whose product is annotated as coiled-coil domain containing 88C. Gene Ontology annotation, cellular component: centrosome; cytoplasm. Lineage: Eukaryota; Metazoa; Chordata; Chondrichthyes; Myliobatiformes; Dasyatidae. The coding region runs from base 353 to 4960 and encodes 1535 amino acids. The record is from RefSeq and is a predicted model, not a curated record. Gene Ontology annotation, molecular function: microtubule binding; dynein light intermediate chain binding. Gene Ontology annotation, biological process: cytoplasmic microtubule organization; cytoskeleton-dependent intracellular transport. The transcript has 26 exons.
GUAUCAGUUUGCGAAGUCUCGGGAUUCCAGCGGCGGGUCGGCGUGACUCCGACUUGGACAACUUCUCCCCCCACCACCCCUGCCCGCCCGCUGCUCCCCAUGGAAACGUAACCCGCGGCGUUGCCAUGGUGCCGGCCCUGGCUUGCGGCACUCGGUGAAUCGGCGCGGACCGGUUCGCGUGGUCCCGGCGGCGGCUGCGCCCCGGGAGAGGGACGGGGGACCUUCGGCCGCUGUGCUCCUUCACCCUCGCUGGGUGAUGAGGGGCCGGGCUGCCCGGCUCCCUCUCUCGGUGCCCUAAGUACCUCCCCUAGCACUACCUUACCCGUCCCCUCGGCUGGCUUGGAUCUCCUCGAUGCUCACCAUGGAUGUAACCAUCUCUGAGCUGCUGGAGCAGUUCAUGAGCAGCCCGCUGGUCACCUGGGUGAAAACCUUCGGACCGCUGGGCGGGACGAGCGAGGAGAACGGGACCAUGUACAUGGAUUUAGUGGAUGGCGUGUUCCUACACAAAAUCAUGUUGCAGAUAGACCCAAGGCCAACAAAUCAGAGAGUCAACAAGCACGUCAACAAUGACAUCAACUUGCGCAUUCAGAACCUGACCAUAUUAGUCAGGCACAUAAAGAACUACUACCAGGAGUGUCUGCAACAGUUGGUGGUAAUGACUCUGCCAAAUGUACUCAUGAUUGCUAAAGAUCCACUCUCAGGAAAGAGCAUGGAUGAAAUCAAGAAGGUGCUGUUACUCAUGCUGGGCUGUGCUGUGCAGUGCGAACGAAAGGAAGAAUUCAUUGAACGGAUCAAACAGCUGGACAUCACAACUCAGACAGCCAUCGUUGCUCACAUACAAGAGAUCACCCAUAACCAGGAGAACGUGUUUGACCUUCAGUGGAUGGAACUGACUGAAGUGACCGCAGAAGAUCUGGAGAACCUGUCACGAUCAAUGGUCUUUCAUCUGAAGAGGCUUCUUGACGAUCGGGAUGAGUACUCAGAGAUGAUUGUGGAGCUCACCCAAGACCGUGACUACUUGCAGUCGCAGCAGCUGCUUCCAACCCCUGUGAACACCUCAAUUUCCGAACAUCCGUCUAGUCCCAGUGAGACGCUCGACAAGGGGGAGAGGCAGCAUCUGGCGGUUGACCUGAUGGACACCAAGGCAAAGCUCAGGAGGAUCAGACAGGAAUUGGAAGAAAAAGCUGAACAGCUCAUUGACUCCAGGAAUGAAGUGGAACGACUUGAUGCAGAGCUGCAGAGGUUGCGACAGGAGAACAUGCAGCUGACCACAGAUGCGCGCUCGGUGAGAGCAUAUCAGGACGAGGUCGACUCUCUGCGUGAGAAAGCGAAUCGAGUAGACAGACUGGAGAACGAACUGAUACGGUGCAGAGAGAGGCUACAUGACGUGGAUUUCUACAAGGCCAGAAUGGAAGAACUGCGUGAGGACAACAUGGUCUUAAUCGAGACAAAGACCAUGCUGGAGGAGCAGCUUAUUAUAGCGCGGGCUCGUUGUGAUAAGCUGCAUGAUCUGGAGAAGGAGAACCUGCAGCUCAAGUCCAAACUGCAGGACCUGGAGAUGGACCGGGAGGCAGAUCGGAAGCGUAUCGAAGAGCUGGUCGAGGAGAACAUGGUGCUGGAAAUUGAGAAGAAGCAGAGCAUGAAUGAAUCUGCACAUCUUGGCUGGGAGCUGGAGCAGAUGUCGAAGAGUACCGACCUGCUGGACGCUGGCCGCAAGUCGUUUGUCCUUGAGAUGAACGAGUCAGCAUCGAGCCGGAUCCUGAAACUGGAGAAGGAAAACCAGAGCCUGCAAAAUGGGGUUCAGGAACUCCGGCAAGUCCUACUAUCGGCGGAGGAGAGCAAGGCCAGGGUUAUUGAGCUGGAGGCAGAGAACAAGCUUCUCAGCAGCAAGGUGGGAAGCCUCCAGACAGAACUUGAACGGGAAAAGCAGAGCAACCAAGACAUGGGCACCCUGAGUGAGGAACUUCUGCAGGACAAGGCCAGGCUACAGGAGAGCGUGGACGUUCUUCAGGCUGAGAGAGAGCGGCAGGUAAAGGCGCUGGAGAAGGAGAAUGAACAUUUAAACCAGGCCAUCACUUCACUCAGGGAACGUUCGGAAAUCAGUGCAGAAGCCAGAGUGAAGGAUAUCGAGAAGGAGAACAAAAUCCUUCACGAGACCAUCUCGGAGACCACCAACCAGUUAGCCAAGUUGGAAUUCGAGAAGAAGCAGGCCCACAGGGAGAUUCUCCAAUACAAGGAGAAGGAGGAGAGGGCGGAAGCACUGGAGAAGGAUGUCUACCGACUCGAGCAAGACAACGAGCAGCUUCAGAAACACGUUGCCUCCUUGAAGAUCACAUGUGAGAGUGUCAGCACUUUAGAGCAAGAGGUUUCGAACCUCGAGCUGGAGAACAGCAAGUUGAAAAAGUCCCUCAACAGCCUGCAAAACUCCCUGAUCAAGUUAGAAUCAGUGAAGGAGGACAAUAAACAGCUGGACGAGGAGAACUUGGAGCUGAGGAGGAUGGUGGAGACCAUGAAGUUUGCGAGGACAAAGCUUAUCAAAGAGGAAAUGGAGAAGCGUGAGCUGGAAAAGGAGAAAGAUGAACUCAGGAAAAGUGUGGAGCUGUUGAAGUCCUUGAACCGGAAGUCAGAGCGGCUGGAGAUAAGCUACCAAGGUCUGGAAUCAGAAAAUCAGAGACUUCAAAAGGUGCUGGACAACAGUGAAUCUAAAGUCCGCCAACUAGAAAAGGAGCUCCAGGACGUUGAGAAUGAGAACAGUGUUCUGCAGAGGAACCUGGAGGAGCUGAAGGUCUCCAGCAAGAGGCUGGAGGCGCUGGAGAAGGACAACAAGACGCUGGAGCAUGAUGUGGCGCAGCUGGAGAAGGAGAAGGUGACGCUGGACAGGGAGAACAAGCGGCUGUGGCAGCAGGUAGAGCUGAAGGACGCAAUCCUCGAUGACAACAGCCAGAAGCUGUUGAGCCUGGAGAAGGAGAGGCGAGUGCUGGAGAAGGACGUGGACAGGUACAAGGAAAGCACCGACAAACUGAAGGAGCUGGAGGUCGACUACAAGGAAGUGGUCAAGCAGUCCACCAUCAACACGAGGACACUUGCGACUCUCAGAGAGGAACUCUUCCACGAGAAGCUGAGGAGCCAGGAGCUCUCUAAUGAGUUGGAAAAGCUAAAUCAGGAGUUGGAGAAAAUUGGACUAACCAAGGAAAGACUUCUGCAAGAGGAACACAACAGUGAUGAUAAUAAAUACAGGCUCCUGGAGACCAGGAUUGAAUCUACGCUAAAGAAAACACUAGACAUCAAGGAGGAAAAAGUCCAGGCACUGGAGUCCCGACUGGCUGAGUCCAGCAACCUGAACCAGCAGCUGCGUAGUGAGCUGAGCGCGGUGAAGUGGAAUCUGGAAGCGCUGUUGCAGCGUCAGGAGGAGGAGAAGCUUUCGCUGAACUCCCCAGUAGGUACCUCUCCGCCAAGCAGCGCGGAGAAAGAGAAAUGGGAGAAGGAAAGUCGGGAGACCACGCUGGAGCUGCUGAAAGUGAAGGACACGGUCAUCGAGGUGGAGAGGAACAACGCGGCGUUGCAAGUGGAGAAGGACUUACUGAAGGAGCAGAUAAAGCAGCUGGAAGCGCAGAACAGUGCGGUCAACUCUCAGAUUGUGAUGUUGCAACGUCAGGCCGCGUCCAUGCAGGAGCACAGCAAUGCUCUGCAGAUCCAGAACGCCAAGCUGCAGGUGGAGAACUCGACCCUGAACUCACAGAGCGCGGCUCUUAUGGGCCAGAAUGCAAUGCUACAGAACGCGCAGUCGGCGGUGGAGAACGAGCGGGAUGGCCUCGCCCAGCAGAAGGAGGAGCUGAAGGUGGCCCACGACUCCCUGUUACAGGACCACGAGCGGCUAAUGGCGCUGAACGGGCGGCAGUCCACCGAGUGUGAGGCCCUCAUCGCCCAGCAGGCCUCCUUCAAGUCAUCGUACAGGAGCCUGGAGACUCAACACAAGGAUCUGGAGAUCAGGUACCUGGGGCUGCUGAAGAAGCAGGUCGAGGUGGAGCAGCUGGACUCAGAGCUUCACGCCCAGAGGGCGAGUCUGCAGCAGGAAUCCAGGAGGAACACAGCCAUCACGGAGGAGAACAGACAGCUGAAGGCUGAUGUGAGCAGGCUGCACUUGCUGAACAGCGCGCUGAAGGAGGAGUAUGACCGGCUGCAGGGCCUGGCCAAGGAGUGCAAGAGCAGUCUGAACAGCAGCAAGCUGGAGCUGGAGCACUGGAAGGCCCAGUAUCACGAACUGAAGGAGAAGCACCAGAACCUGGACAUCUCGCAAACCAAGAUUGGGAAUCACUGUGAGCUGCUGACUCAGCUGAAGAGCAACCUGGAGGAGGAGAACCACUUUCUGCUGAGUCAGGUUCAGACGCUGAAUCAGCAGAACCAGAACCUCCUCGAGCGGUCCAUGGAGAGCAAGGAUCUGUACCACGAGGAACAGAAGCAGUACAUAGACAGGUUAAACUCCCUUCGAAGGCAAAAGGAGAAAUUGGAAGAGAAAAUAAUGGACCAGUAUAAAUUCUAUGAGGCAACUCCAAAAAGGAGGAACAACUGGGUGACUGCAAAGGCAUUGGUUAAGCUCAUGAAACCAAGAAAGGAGAGUGCCAAGAAGCAGGCCGUCGAAGGGCAGGCCCGCCAAACGGAACCAGCAGAGGUAGCGACUGAGCCGAAUGCUUCUCAGGGACAGGGAGCGAGUCUGGACGGAUCCUCACAAGGGUCCAACUCACUGGAGGAACCACCUCCAUGUACACCCAGUAAAGUGCCUACCCGGAAAAGGUUUGCCUUUCUAAGGAGUAAAAGUAAAGAAAAGCUCCAGGAGAAACCAUUGAGCCCAAGCAACCAUCGCCAUUCGCUGUCCAUGGGUCUCCGUCUGUGGUCUUCCAAUGACACAUCGGACUCUGCCAGUGAUUCACUUCUACACAUCUCUGACUGUGGCAAUUUCUAAUCCCCCCCCUAUUCCUCGUGUCCCAUCACCAUCCCCACCCAAAGGCACCACAGAAUGGAGGCACAGGAGAGGAGCCAGGGGCCACAUUGCCUGACAGAUUGUGACGAUGUCAAUGACAACGCUGACUCCAAAAGUGUAAAGGAAUUAAAAAUUAAAUUAAAAACAGAUCAAUUGAAAUACUACAUCUGGCACGUUGGUGCCAAAGAUUUCAAAGUAGAGCCAGUCAUCCAUGAUUCCGGAUUGUGCAACACAGAAUUAAACUGAGCAUUUGAGUCUCUGAGCAUUUCAGAUGUAAGUAACAACACGCUUCUGUGCUCCAGUGCAUUAAUGUUUCCUUUACAAACCCAAAUUUGGUGCGUUUCCGGAGUAAGAACUGAAAACUGUCAUAAAGGGAUGACUUUUUAGUUUUUGAAUUUGUCCCUUCUGGCAUUUUUUAAUUGGAGAGUGAAACUUGUACAAGUGAAUGCUGAGGAACAACACGGACCGCCCCACACUGCCAGGUGGACACGUGCAUCCAUGCACUUGCUCAGCGGACGGACUUUGGCCUUCCCUCGGACAGACACCACUCCCUCCUUCACCAGACAGAUUUGGAAAAAGAUCCUUAUCCACUUUCUCCACAGCUAUUGUCACUGAAAAGACGGUUCCCCAAACUGCGCACACCUGAUGCCCAUAGACACCGGUGGUUAUUGAGAAAUGUGGGUUAGUUGCACACUAAGGCACACAAGCGACCCCAUGACACUACAGACACAACCUACAAACACAGACAACCUUGGCAUACACAACAUACAACAGUCAGUGGCUCAGCAUGGAAUUUGGUGAUACAAUGGAGGACCUUUCUAUCCAGCAUGCAAUGUGACAGGGAAACCUCUCUAUAAGGGGACUGGGUGCCCAUAGAGCUCCAUACAGUGAAUAGAGCAGUUUCCCAUGUGCCUUGCAUGCUGGGUUAAUAGCACUCCAUUUCACUGUGAAUAUUUUUCCCCAACACACAACUAAAGUGAGAACAAGCGAUACCCUUCUCUGCAGUCCACAAAGUGUACAAGUUUCACUAUAAACAAAAAGUUCACCCCAAAUUAUGAACUUCAUUACCUGUGCUUACACCUAUGUUUAUAAGUGGCCAGCUGCAAUGCAAUGAUUGUUGCCCAUGAAGCUACCUGUCUCGUGCUCUCCUUCCCCAGUCUCAGGAUUGACCGGUUUCUUGCCCAUCCUGCUAUGUGCCAAUGCUGCCACUCUUGUUGCUCUCUCUGCUUCUACUGGGCGUGAUAUCAUCGUUACCUCCCUUCCUUUCCUAGCAGCUUCCGAUGUCUUAGAGGAGAGCAGUCAUUCAGCUUGUAGCCCUGAUGGAAGGUGGAGCUCGUCUGAUGGCGGUGAAGAGUGCAGGGCAAUCAUGGAGGCGGUUAGCAUUGAAAGCUAAAACCAAAAAUCAAGGACUGAAAGCGUGAAGGGCAGCACGCCCACAAACUAAAACCCUAAAUCCCACUUGCUAUUCUGAGACAGCAUUAACCAAAUAAAAUGUAGGUCUUUGUAGAGGUGUACAAGACGACAAGAGGAAGUAGAGUGGGCAGACAGAGACUUUUCCCAGGACUGAAAUGUCUGUUAUGGGGGAGGAGCAUCAUUUUAAGGUGAUUGCAGGAAAGUAUAGUGGUAAGUUUUUAAUGCAGACAAUGGUGGGUGUGUAAAACACCAUGCCAGGGUGGUGGUGGAGGCAGAUACAUUAGAGACAUUAAAAAGACUAGAUAGGCAUAUGAUUGAAAGAAAAAUAGAAGGUUAUGUGGGAGGGGAGGAUUAGGUUGUCCUUAGAAUAGGUUAAAAGGUUGGCACAGUAUUGUGGGCUGAAGGGCCUGCAGAUGACUGCACCAAAAACGAUGCUAAAUUAAACUAAACCUCUUCUGCCUGUAUGUAAUCCAUAUCCACAGUAAUGUGCCUCUUAAACAUCAUCAUUGUAUCUGCUUCCACCACAACCCCUUGCAGCCCGUUCUAGACAGUGUAAUUAAAAAAAAAACUUCCCUGUACUUCCUUUAAGAGAAGUUUGGACAGCUACAUGAAUUGGAUAUCUGUAGUCCAGAUGCAGUUUGAUGGGUCUAGGCAAAAUAACAGUUCAGCACAGACUAGAUAGGCUGAAGGUCCUGUUUCUGUGCUUUCGCACUCUACGACUCUAUAACACAUCCCCUUUAAUCUUUCCCCCUCUCACCUUAAAUGCAUGCCCUGUAGUAUUCAACAUUUCAUUUUCAGCGGAGACUAUUGCAAUGCAGUGAAUAUUCCAAGCACAGUGACUACAUGCUGAGAGUUAUCCAGCUCCCAACACAUAACAGAGUGCUGGAGAAACUCGGGCAGCAUCUGUGGAGGGAGGUAGAUAAUCAGCGUUGUAGGCUGAGACCCUCCAUCAGGAUGAUGAUGUGUGUGUGUGCUUGUCGACAGUGAGUGAGGUCAGCAGAGGGCUCGCUAGUGUCAGUGGGAAUCGUAGCAGUUAGCUUAAUGCUUUACAGCAUCAGCGACCUGGGUUCAAUUCUGCCGCCAUCUGUAUUCAUGGUGAGUUGUGGGCACGCUAUGUCAGUGACACUCGUGGGCUGCCACCAGCACGUCUUUGGACUGCGUUGGCCAUUGAGUCAAAUGACACGUUUCUCUGUAGGUUUUUAAAGUUCAUCUUUAUCAGCAAUACUGAUACAUUAGUUUUGUAUGGGCGGUAAUCAGUUCGGUAAAGUAUAACUGGUAUCAGUGUAUCAUCGGGGAGGCAGGCCAGGGAGUCGUGCAGCUUAUUGUCUGUCCCUGCUGAACUAACUGUAUCGUGUUGAGUCUGCAUACUGCUUCCAGCGCUCAUGUCGUUUGAGGUUUGCAAAUAAUGCACAGUUGCUGAACUGGGCUACAGAUGGUUUUUAAAGAUUUUUUCAAAACAAUUAUUUAUUUUUAACAGUGAUUAUUUCAACUGCAGGCAUUAUGUGACAGUGAUUAGAUGUGUUAAUAUUUUCUAUAUCUGUAUUGUCUGUACAUAUUGUAUCACUGCCUUCUAUCAAAAAUCAUGUUUUUAAUGGAAAGUGUUAAAACUGUAAUUACACCCACCCUUCACUGUACAGGUUUACAUGUAUAUGUAUAUUUAAGAAUUUUUAUUGAAUUAAUAUAAUGUUUCAGAAUGAUGUUUGUCUUCAAGCUUUAGUACAACACAAGACUGGGCCUUCAGCCCACAAUGUCUGUGCCGUACAUGAUGCUGAAUUAAACUAAUUUUCAUCUGUGUGCGCGUGAUCCAUACCCCUGCACCCGUUCCCCACACAUUGAUGUGUCUGUCAACACUGCCGUCCUAUCUGCUUCCAUCACUGUCCCUUCCAUGCACCCACCGGUCUCUGCACAUCUCCUUUAAAUUUCCUGAUCUUGCCUUUAAUGCAUGUCAUCUAGUGUUACAUCAUGGGAGCGCAGCAGUGAGCUCGGUGCUUUAGUAAGAUCGGGUUCAAUUCCUGCCACCGACCGUACACCCUCUAGAUGACUGCGUUGGUUUGCUCCACGUGCUUCAGUGUCCUCCCAAAUUCCAAAGGUUGUACGGGUUAGGGCUUGUAACGGGUAUGCUUUGUCACGCUGAUACUCAACACAAUCCUCACUGAUUUGAUUUGACACAAAUGAUGCAUUUCACUGUUUCAAUGUACGUGUGACAAAUGAAAUUGAUCAUCUCUAACCAUCUUCAUUUCUAGCCUGAGACUAAGAUUCCAACUACCUAUCCUAUCUGUGCCUCUUCGUAAUUUUAUAAACUCCUAUCAGGUCUCUCCACCACCUUCAACACUCCAGUGUAAACAACCCAGGUUUGUCCCUCUUCUCCUUAUGCCCCAUAAUCCAGCCAGCGUCCUGGUGAACAACUUCUGCACCCUCUCCAGAGUCUCCACCUCCUCCCCGUAAUGGGGCGACAGGUUGAUCCAGCAACAUUACCACCAUCCACAUCCUUCCUCUGAACCGGUCUCCUUCACUACAUGUUACUGUCCAGUAAAAGGCUCAGCUGAGUGCCGAGCAUGAAGAGUGUUGUGUGUCUUGUCAGCAGCGGGAAAUGGACAGCAGGGCUAAGCUGCAGUUUGUGGCUCGGCCAGGAGAUGGUGCUGGAACCAAGGGAGUUAGCCAUUGGGAAACUGGUAUGCAAUUUAUAAAAUUUUGCUUGUAAACUCUACCUGUUUCCGUGCCAUUUUAAUUUCAUUCCCCUUGUCUCAGA